GGGCGGUUCUGACCGCAUCUAUCGCAAUUGUCAACGAACUGCCAAAACUGUUAUAUAAUCCAGACAUUCGUUUGGGACAUUACCCUUUGCUUAUGUGCUACGUUAUGAACUGAAAAGGUUUUGCAACAGUCGCCGUGGAACACAGAUCGUCAUCUCAAAAAGCAGCUGGAAUCAGCCUAAACUACACCUGUUUCUCGACUCGAGCUCACCGAGCGACGGCUGGUGAAAUAAAUGAAAGAAAUGAGCCGAGAGAAAUAUGUGUCGUUGCGAAAGAAUAAAAUUUCGAGCUUGCGAGACAAAGGAGCGCGAAUUUUGCACAGCAAGCACGUUCUGAUGAUGGUCGUUGUUCUGAAUCUCGCCGACUGUUGUCUCGUCCUCGGCGAACUCAUUCUUGACAUUCACUUCAUCAAAGGACUUCGCGAUGAGACCGAGCAGCAGUCCGAGAAAUUCGUGAAGACAAUCGUGAAUAGGUACCCCGAUGCGCUGACCGGAUACCCGACAGAGGAACUGGGCGACAUCUUCAAGCUCCUGUACGCAGCAGACUGCUCGUGGCCCCCACGCGAAGAAGCUUUUCUUCCGCACGAAAAUGAGGCGUUUAUAAAAAAUGACGAUACUGAUGAUGAAGAUAGCAAUAAUGAAAUAAGUCAAGACAAAAAUAGUGAUGAUAAUGCUAGCGAUUUUAAUACUGAUGAUAGCGAUGUGAAAACUGAUUCUAGUGAUGAUAGCGAUGAUAAAACCGGUCUCAACGCCACGCGAUUAAGGAGAAAUGCCGACUACAGAGCUAACCCCUCAGCGAACAGCAACAUCCAUACCAUGAAGGAACCUGCCUACAAGAUCCCGCAAUCCGUCCCUGAUGUCCAAGGUACCGACACGUACGCCAAAACUCACACGAUGAUUGUGAAUGUGGCGCACGGUCUUCACAAGGCCAGCAUCACGAUCCUCGGCAUCCUGUUCUUCGAGAGCAUUCUUAAGAUUAUUUGCAUGGGGAAACACUUCUUGGAACACAAGCUAGAGGUGUUCGACGUAGUGGUGGUGACCGUGUCAUUCGUUGUGGACUUGGUGCUUAUUAAGGGUCUAAUGUGGAUGAAGGUGCAGGACGCCGUGUUUAUCCUCUCCCUUUUGUUGCCAUGGAGAGUCAUCCGUGUCGUCAACAGUCUGAUAGUGGCGGUUUUGGACCACGAGCACUUCCGGCUCAAGAUGAUGCAUAAGGAGAAGAAGGUGAUCGCCGGUCGGCUGGAGACACUGGAGAAAACCGCCAAACAAUGGAACUUGCAUCUGAAGCAGAUUGAAGCGUUUUGUGAGAGCGAGGGAAUUCCCAACUGGAAGAUCCGUCCGUAUACAGCUCUGUGGAGAAAGGAGUCGACAAUAAGCAAAAUGGCGUCCCUUGCACUAAGCGGCAUACUGCCUGGAAUAAUCAUGGGUCCGUCGGACAAAAAAAUGUUCGGAACAUUGGAAAAUUGUUUCGCACAAAUUGCAGAUUCAAAAGACUGCGCAACAAAGUCAAAUACUAAUACUAGUAACGCUUUCAUCCCGUCCGCCAGCAUGCCAAUAAUCAUGCACACCAGACACAACGUGCCAGAGGUAAAUAUUGAGAUUGACGACGAAAGCGACGACUCAAAUGACGGCGAAAAUCUCAUAGAACCUGUCACCGGAAGUCGCUCAAAUAUGAGUAGGAGCGGAAGUCCGUACCUCACGCCCGUACAAUCCAUGCUUUCCGAUCUAAGUCACAGCAUUCUUAUGAUGGGAACCACUCCACCGAGGAUGACGUUGGACCUCAGCACAGAUAUGCGACCCCUGAUGUCAGACCAGACGUCAGAUCAGACGUCCACAGAUUCAGACGAGAUCUACGAAGCAAUUGGUGAAAUAAAGCCGCGCAGUGAAGUUAAUACUAUUAAAGCCAAUCCUCUCUAUGGCGUCGUGAAAACUGAAUCAAUGCUCAGGGACGUAACUAUUUGGCAGCUAGAACGAGAUAUGAUUAGCAAGUGACACUAGAUCAGGUCCUGAAGCUCUGUAAUUCGGUCCGAACGUUUCUCGCUUGUUAUACGACUGCUCUCCGCCAGCAAGUGUUUCCACGUAUAAAUGCUUCAACCAGAGUUGAACAGUUUAUUCCAAAGAUUGUAUCUUACAUCAUUAACGUUUUGUUGCAAUUCGCGAAUUUAACAAGAAUGUGCAAUAACAUCAAUGAAACUUCUAAAUCUUUUUAACAGGUUUGUUUCACUUAUUUUUUUUUUUUAAUUAAGUUAAUUUCGCCAAUAGGAACGAAUGUUGGCCACUCCAGGUGUGCAAAGUCUGCGGGUACAAUGGCAUUUUAUGUGAACUUUUGAGUUGCUCCGCAGUUGGAAAAAAGAUUGAGGACUAUGUAUACAGUUUGGGACAUUAUGUAGUAUUUCAAACAUGUGUUAUUUUAUUAUGAUUUUUAGCUUUUAUUUUAUUUUAUUAUUUUUAUUAUUAUAUUUGUAAAGCAAGUGUUAUUUACAUAAUAAAAUUAAGUUUUUAAA
Molecule: messenger RNA, 2498 nt
Organism: Dreissena polymorpha
Lineage: Eukaryota; Metazoa; Mollusca; Bivalvia; Myida; Dreissenidae
Exons: 10
Coding region: 232-1986 (584 amino acids)
Biological process (GO): proton transmembrane transport
Cellular component (GO): plasma membrane
Molecular function (GO): voltage-gated proton channel activity
Source: RefSeq, a predicted model, not a curated record